CCCAAAUGCUGAUGUGUUACAAGAAAUUGAACAGCAGCGACUCUCAUUUUUCUUGUUUUUGGUACAGUGAAAUAAUAUUGGAGUGCAGAGGUAGCGGGUCAGAGGUCCAUGUCAAAGAAGAGGAAAGAAGAAGAGAGCAGCACCUGGUCUGAGAGCGAAUGGCGCCCAAAGGGAAGGUUGGCACAAAGGGAAAGAAGCAGAUCUAUGAGGAGAACGAGGGGACUCUAAAGUUCUACACACGAGUCAUCCUCGGAGCUAAUGCAAUAUAUGCUGCUGUAAAUCUUUUGAUGUUCUACAGUUCAUCCACAUUUUGGACAUGGCUGUUUCUCGUGUUUGCACUAUCAGUGUACAUCGGGAGUUACCGCUCCAUGUCUGCUAUGGCAAAGCCAGUGUUUGCUGACGAUGGAAGUCUCCUCGAUGGAGGAAUAGACUUAAACAUGGAGCAGGGAAUGGCAGAGCACCUGAAGGACGUUAUCCUGCUUACAGCCAUAGUACAAGUGCUCAGCGUAAUCUCGUCUUAUUUCUGGUAUCUUUGGCUGCUGGCCCCGGCCCGUGCCCUGCACCUGCUGUGGGUAAACAUCCUGGGCCCCUGGUUUACAGCAGAAAGCCCCUCAGCACCAGAGGAGGUGAACGAGAAGAAGCAGAGAAGACAAGAGCGCAGACAGAUGAGGAGAUUCUGAUGCUGCAGAGCAGACGGAGCAGUAUUUUUGUACACAGAAUCUAAUAUACAGAUAGCAUGGAACUCAUAAGUUAUUCAGGAAGAAAUUUUGUUAUUAAGUUAAACUCAACCCAAAUCUGAUAAUGUGGAAUCUUGUUUUCCAUGUUUGUUUUCUUUCUGUUUUCUCCUGUAAUCCAAUUUUCUCCCCAAAUUAUGAAAUGAAAUGUUCCCUAUUUAGAUAAUGUCACGGUCCAAAUAUCAUUUGUCCUCAUGCAGAGAUAUUAGAGUUUUGCUAUUGCACAAUGCCGUCACACUGCCCCCCUGCAGAUUUCCAUCAACCCCACCCCCCCUCACAGCAACCCCCCAAUACACUGAUGAAAUGAUGCCAGAGGCUCUUCUGUCAUGGCAUGUUUUUAUUUUUAUUUUGUAGUUUUUGACAAAUGUAACAGAAUUAUUCAGCAAUCCGUCAUUACAGAGCAGAGAGAUUUUGUUUGUGAGCUAUUAAAGUCUUAUAAAAAAAAUCAACUGGAUAGAAUUCAAGUUUUAAUAGGAAAAUGGGAACAUUUUUGCAAUAAAAACUUCCUCCAAUGUGUGGAGUCGAUCACGUGUUUCAAGAAAAUAGUUUUUGUUUGUUUUUUUUCAAAUUUGUCAGAAAGGCUUGUUGCUGUUAUGAAAGUUAAAUCUCACUGCUCUCCGUUACUUAAAAAGCUAUUGUAUACACUUUUCACCAGGAGGCUAAAUCUUGCUUAUAGUGCCUUAAAGUCCCUCUGCAGUCACAGUUGUGUUACAUCACUUCAAUGUUUGAGCUUCACUGUAAGGAAAAUGAUGUAUGAUGAGUUUUUACAUUUGCAUAUUCAUAGAUUUGGGAUUUUUCAGGGAGGAGAAGGAGGUGUUAUUUUAGAAAUUUUAAGGUAAUUGUACUUUUUUUUGUGUAAAAACCAUAUUAGACACAAAUUUACUCAAUGCAGAGUAUUUUAAUAUAUCUUGAAACAUGUUUACAGGGGAUCUUGAAUUAAAUCAUUUCAGCAGUGGAAUUUUUUUCUUUUCAAAGUGUUGGGUCCACCGCCAACCACUUUUCUAACAUCAAGGCUUGUGAUGUAGUUCUCAGAGUUAAUGGGGGGAUUUUAGCCUCCUAAAUCAGACGCAGGAAUGUUUGGCCAAAGUUAAAGUCUGUGCUGUGCUCUAACGGCUGUGACAAUUCACCUUGUUGAGUCCGAAGUUGUGUCGAAACUAGUAGAAAAAUGUUCAGUUCAUUUAAAUUGCUCUGCAUUCAGUCUUAAUUGUGUGAUUGUGUUAGAAAAAAAACAUUAAAAUGUCAAACUGUGCAGCACAUUCAGCA
This is a messenger RNA of Scomber japonicus (chub mackerel), 1997 nucleotides long. RefSeq names its product transmembrane protein 208 (gene tmem208). Gene Ontology annotation, biological process: vacuolar protein processing. The coding region runs from base 159 to 680 and encodes 173 amino acids. The transcript has 6 exons. The record is from RefSeq and is a predicted model, not a curated record. Gene Ontology annotation, cellular component: intracellular membrane-bounded organelle. Lineage: Eukaryota; Metazoa; Chordata; Actinopteri; Scombriformes; Scombridae.